Molecule: messenger RNA, 1600 nt
Organism: Andrographis paniculata
Lineage: Eukaryota; Viridiplantae; Streptophyta; Magnoliopsida; Lamiales; Acanthaceae
Product: cytochrome P450 704C1-like
Exons: 6
Coding region: 1-1560 (519 amino acids)
Molecular function (GO): iron ion binding; heme binding; monooxygenase activity
Source: RefSeq, a predicted model, not a curated record
AUGUAUUUGCUUUUGCAACAAAUCCCCAUUUUCAGUGCAACCUUCUUGAUCUCUAUUACUACAUUGUCCCUUUUCUUCAUUUACCUUAUUGUGAGAAGGGAGUUUGGGUUUGGAUUUGGAUUUUGGCUGGGGAAGAAAAGGUAUCAUCCUGUGGGGGGUACUAUACUCAACCAGCUUCUCAACUUCAACAGGCUACAUGAUUAUAUUACAGAUCUUGCAAGAAAGCACAGGACCUACAGAUUGAUCACUCACAACCCCUUCAAGGAUGAGGUUUACACCUCGGAUCCCAGGAAUGUCGAGCACAUGCUCAAGACCAAGUUCGACAACUAUGGCAAGGGAUGGUACAAUCACAGCAUGCUGAAGGACUUACUUGGCGACGGAAUUUUCACAGUUGAUGGCGAAAAGUGGCUGGAGCAAAGGAAAGCAUCAAGCCAUGAAUUUUCAGGGAAGGCUCUGAGGGACACAAGCGGAACUGUCUUCAAAAGGAAUGCUGUCAAGCUGGCUAAUAUAGUGUUGGAAGCCUCAAGCUCUGAUCAGCCACUGGAUAUUCAAGACCUUUUCAUGAAGUCGACUCUAGACUCAAUAUUCAAAGUAGCGUUUGGGGUGGAGCUGGACAGUAUGUGCAGCUCAACUGAGGAAGGAGCCCAAUUCAGUCAUGCUUUUGAUGAUGCAAGUGCACUCAUUGCAUGGAGAUACGUCGAUGUCCUGUGGAAGACAAAGAAGUUUCUCAACAUUGGUUUGGAGGCCAAAUUGAAGGAACAUAUAAAGGUGGUAGAUGAUUUUGUGUAUAAAGUAAUACACAGGAAGAUUCAACAAAUGCAGGAUCAUAGAAUGGAGUCGAAGAAAGAGGACAUCCUGUCAAGAUUCCUGCAGCUAUCAAAGACUGAUCCCAAGUACUUGAGAGAUAUAAUAUUGAACUUUGUAAUGGCUGGUAAAGACACAACAGCAACAACACUAUCCUGGUUCUUCUACAUGCUGUGCAAGCAUCCUCAUGUGCAGGAAACGGUGGCCGAAGAGAUCAGCGACAUAAUCAGCUUGAAACCAGAUGAAACUAUUCAAGAAUUUGGAGCUAGAUUAUGUGAAGAAGCUCUGGAUAAGAUGCAUAAUCUUCACUCAGCGUUGACAGAAACUCUUCGACUAUAUCCUCCAGUCCCUGUGGAUCCAAAAUUGUGCUUAGCAGAUGAUACGUUCCCUGAUGGUUACCAAGUGAAGAAAGGGGAUGUAGUGGCUUACCUGCCUUAUGCAAUGGGAAGGAUGAAAGGCAUCUGGGGUGAUGAUGCAGAGGAGUUCAAACCAGAACGAUGGCUAGAUGAAAAUGGCCGUUUCCAGCAGCAGAGUCCCUUCAAAUUCACAGCUUUUCAGGCUGGACCACGCAUCUGCUUGGGGAAGGAGUUUGCAUAUAGACAAAUGAAGAUAUUGUCAGCUGUUCUUCUAAGAUUCUUUAUAUUCAAACUGAGUGAUGAGAAGAAGCCAGUGAAGUACAGGACAAUGAUCAAUCUUCAUAUAAAUGGCGGGCUACACAUUCACGCUUUCCGAAGAUACAACAAGAAAUCUACAUGAUCUGAGGCGCCAUGUACUUCCUCUGUAAUAAUCAUGACCA